This is a messenger RNA of Spinacia oleracea (spinach), 3653 nucleotides long. Its product is annotated as ribonuclease TUDOR 2. Lineage: Eukaryota; Viridiplantae; Streptophyta; Magnoliopsida; Caryophyllales; Amaranthaceae. Gene Ontology annotation, cellular component: cytosol; nucleus; RNAi effector complex. The record is from RefSeq and is a predicted model, not a curated record. Gene Ontology annotation, molecular function: nuclease activity; RNA binding. Gene Ontology annotation, biological process: mRNA catabolic process; regulatory ncRNA-mediated gene silencing. Bases 354 to 3347 code for a protein of 997 amino acids. The transcript is spliced from 17 exons.
UAGUUUAUAACCAACCUUUGUGGAGAGAAGAGAAGGAGUGAAAGCAAAGAGAAACCCCACGUUUUUCUGUCUCAGUUUCUCUCUCCUCCUCUUCUUAAACCCCCCUUCCUUCUCUUUGCUCUGUUUUUAAGUUUUUUUUUUUUUUUUUUUUUUGCAAUAUAUAAAUAAUCUCAAGGCGUAGCCGUCGAGGCUCCUCCUUCUCCUUCCUCUUCUUCGUUCAGCAGAUCUCACUCUUUCUCUCUCCUGUUUUUUCGCUGCUCAUCGAUCUCAAUUUAGAUCGGAUUAAGUUUUCGAGAAUUCGCGCUCACUUCGGAUUCUCUCUCGAUCGAUUUUCAGAUCCGAGCAACUUCGCAAUGGCGGCAGCAGCAGAUAGAUGGCUAAAAGGGAUAGUGAAGGCUGUUCCCUCAGGGGACACCUUGGUGAUCAUGGGUAUUGUCAAGGGAGACGCCAUCCCACCGGAAAAGGCUGUCAUUUUAAAACAUAUCAUGGCUCCUAGGCUGGCUCGUAGAGAUGGAGACGAUGAGCCUUUUGCAUGGGACAGUAGAGAGUAUUUAAGGAAACUCUGCAUUGGCAAGGAGAUAGUUUUCCGAGCUGAUUCAAAUACAUCAGGGAAACAGAAUGCACCACCAGGGAGAGAAUUUGCUUCUGUGUUGCUUGCUGAUGGCAGUGAUGUGGCGAAGUUGGCCGUUCAAAAUGGCUGGGCGAAGGUCAAAACACCAUCAGCACAGGCAAAGAGUGAAGCAACCUCGGAUUUGACCGAGUUGCUGGAACUUGAGGAAAAAGCAAAGCAGCAAGGUUUAGGCAGGUGGAGCGAGGUGCCAGGAGCUUCAGAGGCUUCCAUCAGAAAUUUGCCUCCUUCUGCUAUGGAUCCAUCCAAUAAUUUUGAUGCAGUGGCUUUUGCAUCUGAAAAUAAAGGAAGAUCAUUGCAAGCUAUUGUGGAGCAGGUUCGUGAUGGUAGCACAGUGCGAGUCUACUUGCUCCCUGAGUUUCAGUAUGUUCAGGUUUUUGUUGCUGGAAUCCAGAGUCCAUCAAUGGGAAGGAUGCCCCCUCCAGAGAGAACUGUUGAAGCUGAAGUGAGUACAGAUGGAUCCAAUGGAAAAACUGCAUCUGAACCUCGUGCCUUCGUGACGGCAGCCCAGAAAGUUGCUUCCGCUGCUGCACCAGGUGUGGCGGUACCCCCAGACCCCUUCGGAAGGGAAGGAAAGCACUUCACGGAGACACGUACAUUGCACAGAAAUGUACGCAUUGUCCUUGAACAACUAGACAGUUUCAAAAACUUGGUUGGUUCAGUUUAUUAUGACGAUGGUGGUGAAGUAAAGAACCUGGCCUUGGAGUUGGUGAAAAAUGGCUUAGCUAAAUAUCUUGAAUGGAGUGCAAAAUCUUUGGAAGCCAAGGAUCAAAAGGAAUUGAAAUCCGCAGAACUUGAGGCAAAAAAGCAGCGACUCAGGAUGUGGACGAACUAUGUACCUCCUGCUACAAAUUCAAAAGCGAUUCAUGACCAGAACUUUACUGGAAAGGUGAUUGAGGUUGUUAGUGGAGACUGUAUUAUCGUUGCUGAUGAUGCUGUGCCAUCUGGUAGUCCAUCAGCAGAGAGAAGAGUCAAUAUCUCUAGCAUAAAAGCUCCCAAACUGGGUAAUCCACGGUGGAACGACAACAAAGGACCUGAGUCACAUUCUCGUGAGGCAAAGGAGUUCCUCCGCCAAAAGCUCAUUGGGCGUCAGGUGAAUGUCUCCAUGGAGUACUCGAGAAAAGUUCCCCUUGGAGGUGCUACUGAAAAUGCAGCUGCCCCAUCUGAUUUUAGGGUCAUGGACUUUGGAUCAGUGUUCCUGCCUGCUCAAUCAAAGGGUAAAGGAGGUGAUGUGACAUCUGUUCCAUCUACAGCUGUUGCUCAGGAAGCUGGACAUAAUAUUGCUGAACUGUUGGUUAGCCGUGGGCUUGCUACUGUAGUAUCACACAGAGACUUUGAAGAAAGAUCAAAUUACUAUGAUGCUCUUUUGGCAGCUGAAGCGAAAGCUAGGGCUAACAAGAAAGGGACCCAUGGUGCUGCAUCUCCCUCGAACCACAUUCAAGACCUCACCACUGCUUCAGGGAAGAAAGCUAAGGACUUCUUGCCAUUUCUACAACGAAGUAGGCGACUCUCAGCCGUUGUUGAAUAUGUUCUCAGCGGCCAUCGGUUCAAGCUCUUGAUUCCUAAGGAAACUUGCAGCAUAGCAUUUUCUUUUUCAGGUGUGAGGUGUCCUGGACGAGGGGAACCUUAUUCGGAGGAUGCAAUUGCAUUCAUGAGGAGAAGAAUAAUGCAGAGAGACGUUGAGAUUGAAAUAGAAACCGUUGAUAGAACUGGAACCUUUUUGGGAUCUCUUUGGGAAUCUAAGACAAACAUGGCUGCGGUACUACUAGAAGCUGGUCUUGCAAAGUUUCAGAAGUCUUUUGGUACAGAUCGGAUAGCAGAUGCUCAUCUUCUUGCUCAAGCUGAAGAGUCUGCCAAAUGCCAAAAAUUGAAGAUAUGGGAAAAUUAUGUUGAAGGACAGGAAGUUACAAAUGGGUCAUCAGUCCCAGAAAGCCGACAAAAAGAAGUUCUAAAGGUUGUCGUUACCGAAGUCCUUGGCGGAGGCAAGUUCUAUGUUCAAACAGUUGAGGACAAGAUGGUUGUGUCUAUUCAGGAGCAGCUUGCUUCCCUGGAAAUUGGGGAAGCUCCUAUAAUUGGAAGCUUUAACCCAAAGAAGGGUGAUCUGGUUCUUGCUCAAUUUAGUGCAGACAAUUCAUGGAACCGAGCUAUGAUUGUGAAUGUUCCCCGUGGUGGCAUCGUUCAAUCCCCAAAAGACGAGUUCGAGGUGUUCUAUAUUGAUUAUGGUAAUCAAGAAGUACUCCCGUACAGCCGUCUACGACCUCUACCUCCUUCUGUUCAUUCUGUACCUGGAUCAGCUCAACUCUGCAGUCUUGCGUUCGUGAAGGUGCCAAGCUUAGAGGAGGAUUACGGCCAAGAAGCUGCUGAGUAUUUGAGCGAGCUAACUCUGAACAGCUCCAGAGAAUUCAGAGCCAUGAUUGAAGAAAAAGAUACAUCUGGUGGUAAAUCGAAAGGUCAAGGAACUGGCACAGUUCUUCUAGUGACCUUGGUUGACGUGGAAGCCAGUUCAAGCAUCAAUGCUUCAAUGUUGAAGGUUGGACUUGCUAGGUUAGAAAAACUUAAAAAGUGGGAUUCAAGGGAGAGGAAGUCCGCCAUAGAUAACCUGGAAGAAUUCCAGGAAGAGGCGAAAAAGGGCAGAAGUGGAAUGUGGCAGUAUGGAGACGUACAGUCUGACGAUGAGGAUUCUGCUCCACCUAUGAGGAAAGCUGCUGGUAAGCGUUGAGCAGUAUUGACCGGCAGUCUGUGUUACCCAUGGUUUAGCGGUAGGGCGGGACUACAAGAUAUAGAGAAGAGGGAAAUGAAAAAUCUUAUAUUAAACUUCUUUUUCGUUUUUUUAGUCAGUUGCCAAUUUUGUUACUUUUUUUUUUUUUCCCUUUCCCUUUCGUUUUAUUUUAUUUUUUCUCUUCCUAUAAAUUUCCAGACAAAAUAGUGAUCUCCCCCUUCUCAUCUCUCUCAAUACUUGAAUAAAGUGUCACAGCUCUCCAUACUGACCGUUUUCUCAAUAUAGUCUUGUUAAAUUUUUGUACCA